UCUCAUUUAGCUUCAUUAGUUGACCCUGAAUUCUGAAGGAGAUUUCCCCCCCUCCCAUUUACCUCCUCCACAUCCAGCAGAAUGAAGAAGCCAAGAGGUUUUAAUGGUUUCCCAUUUCUGGCCUGGCCUUUGUUUGAUUUCUCUGGUGCUGCUGCUUUCUGCCUCUAAUCUGUCUCCCCCCUGUCGUCCAGUCAUCGACUGCAGCAUUCCAGAGAAUGGGGAAGGAACGUCCACCUGCCUUUCCUCCUUCGGCAGCUGGGAAGCCCACACGCGCGGCAUUGGCUCUAAACUUCUGGCUCAGAUGGGUUACGAGCUUGGUAAAGGUUUGGGCAAGAAUUCAGAGGGUCGGGUGGAGCCAGUGUUAGCUGUUGUGCUCCCAAAGGGGAAGUCAUUGGACCAGUGUGCCGAGAUCCUCCAGAAGAAGAAGGAGGGGAAACUCGAUCCAUCUAAGCCCAAGAAACGGAGGGCGAAAGGAAACAAGGCUGCCCGGCUCCGGCAGCAGAACCCGAAGCCCCGUAACGUGUUUGAUUUUCUGAAUGAGAAGCUUCAGGGCCAGGACUCUGGGAGGGAGGCAGAAGGGAAGCUGCUCCCACUGGAGAGGAGCAGCAAAGAGAUCUACCACGCCAGCAAGACCACCAAGAAGGCCCUGAAUGUGCGCCUCUUCCAGACCAUGGAAAAAAUCGACCAGACUCAAAAGGACAUCCGAGAGAUUCGGGAGGCCUUGGCACGCAACGCAGGGCGGCACACCAUUGCCACAGCUAAGCUGGAAGAGAAGCUCUCUGGGGCCCACAAGAGACUGGGUGAGCUGCGGGCUUUGGAGGCGAGUCUUCAGCAAGAGCAGAAGAAAGCCGAUACACACAAAAAAAUGACCGAGUUCUAGGUUUUGUCCGUCAGAUUCGUCUGUGGAAGGAGAUUCCGGUCCAGGUUGGGUGGCAGAGUAGCUGCUAGACCGAAACCAGUUCCAUUCUUCUGGAUUUCCUUCAGUUGCACCAGUGGGCUGGUAUGAAAUGGAGGCCCGGGAGCAUGGACAGCCUAGCAGCUUGCCUUUCCUCUUCAUGCAGAACCCCCAGAAAACAUCCACAGCCGGGCCCAGAGCUGCCAAUAUUCAUCUGGUUCAGGAGGGGUUUCUGCUACGCCUCCUCCAGGACUUCUUUAUGGCUGCUUGGGGACCGGUGGCCUCUUUCCUCCCCUCUCAGCAGAGACAAACACUACUGUGGAGGACAGAGAAAAAUAAAAUGAGAAAAAUUC
This is a messenger RNA of Python bivittatus (Burmese python), 1248 nucleotides long. Lineage: Eukaryota; Metazoa; Chordata; Lepidosauria; Squamata; Pythonidae. The record is from RefSeq and is a predicted model, not a curated record.